Talaromyces rugulosus is the source of this 504-nucleotide messenger RNA. RefSeq lists its product as uncharacterized. The record is from RefSeq and is a predicted model, not a curated record. Lineage: Eukaryota; Fungi; Ascomycota; Eurotiomycetes; Eurotiales; Trichocomaceae. The coding region runs from base 1 to 504 and encodes 167 amino acids. The transcript has a single exon.
AUGGCCUCCCUAGUGCGCCACUUUAAAUCGCUUCUCUCCAAGCCCGUCGCCAACAAUGGCUCGCAGCUACGCGACCACCAAGCCAACGAGCGCACCUUUCUCUCAUGGACUCGCAUGGGCCUCGCUUUUGCCGCCAUGUCCAUUGCCCUUGGGCGCCUGGGACUCAUCGAUCAUCUCAUUCACAGCAACUACUCUCCCGAUUAUAAUAAUAAUGACAACAAUAAUAAUACAAAAGAUAAAAUCACGACAGCCGACAAGCCCAAAACCCAGCCAAUCCACUCCGCCGAAAUCCUCGCCAGUCAGAUCUGCCAGAUCCUCAGCGGCUGGUCCUUUGGCUAUGGCUUCUUUCGCUACGUUUCUGUUAGGAGGAAUCUGCUGAAGGGUCGGUUUGUGCCUGCGCUUUGGGGGCCUGUGUUUAUGACUUUUGGUUCGAUUGGGUCGCUCGGCGCGAUUUUGUACAAGGAUGAUAUUUUUCCGAGGUCGAAGUUGAGAGUUCAAGUUUGA